Molecule: messenger RNA, 886 nt
Organism: Rhopalosiphum maidis (corn leaf aphid)
Lineage: Eukaryota; Metazoa; Arthropoda; Insecta; Hemiptera; Aphididae
Product: nucleoside diphosphate-linked moiety X motif 8
Exons: 2
Coding region: 170-811 (213 amino acids)
Molecular function (GO): coenzyme A diphosphatase activity
Source: RefSeq, a predicted model, not a curated record
AACAUAUGGAAUAAGGAUAAUACUAUUUUAUAGUAACUUGUUUAAAAAUGAAUCAUAUUAUUUACUUUAAUAUUUUAUUAACAUAACUCAUAAGUAUAAAUUAAUUAAUAUUUUUUUAAAAACAUUCAUAACUAUACUAAAGUAAGUAACUUUUAAUACAAAUAUUGUAAUGCAGUCUCUACAAUUAAUAUGUUUUUCAAAACUUUCAAGAUUCUUAUCAAAUAGUUAUUCAUCUAGAACAGUACAUUUUAAUUCUCAUGAUAUAUUUUCUAAAGAUAAUUCUUUAAAAUCUGUGAAAUGUUUAAAGUCGUUAUGUCCUGAACUGAACACAGAUGGUAAACGUCAAGCUGCUGUCCUUAUCCCUUUAUGUAUUGUUAAAGAUGAAAUAUCAUUAUUGUAUACAUUAAGAACAAAUAAUUUAAAAAGAAAUAGUGGCCAAGUAUCUUUCCCAGGUGGAAUGCGUGAAGCAGAUGAACAAUUACAAGAUACAGCAUUAAGAGAAUCUUGCGAAGAACUUGGAAUAAGAAAUAUUGGUGUUAUAGAACCAGAUAAUUUAAAUAUUUGCAAUGAAGAAGUACAGUAUGCGUUUGCUGUUCCCCUUAAGCAUUUUUGCAAACCAGCUAAUUGUAAACAUACAUAUUUCAGACAACAUUCAAACAGAAUAAUGAUGAUACCUGUUUACACAAAUGACUAUAAAAGAAUAUGGGGUAUGACUGCUUAUUUGACUUGGAUGGUAUUAAGAUCCAUUAUACCGGAUAAUUUCAAUCAAAAACUUAAUUCAUCAUUAAAUGGAAGAAAUUUAAAAGUAUAAUAAAUGUAUUAUUUAUUAGUUACCAUUUUAAGUCUUAUUAAUUUAGUAAUAAGAGUCAAAAUAAUUUAUUAUAUU